Molecule: messenger RNA, 1151 nt
Organism: Nomascus leucogenys (northern white-cheeked gibbon)
Lineage: Eukaryota; Metazoa; Chordata; Mammalia; Primates; Hylobatidae
Gene: RDM1
Product: RAD52 motif containing 1
Cellular component (GO): nucleolus
Molecular function (GO): RNA binding
Source: RefSeq, a predicted model, not a curated record
CCGGGGCGACUGUUCCCCGCGCAGGUGCGGUGAAGGGAGGAUGGCGGAGUUGGUACCUUUUGCGGUUCCCACUGAGAGUGACAAAACCUUGUUAGUGUGGGAGCUGAGCUCCGGACCCACGGCCGAGGCUUUGCAUCAUUCUCUGUUCACAGCAUUUUCCCAGUUUGGCCUUCUGUAUUCAGUCCGGGUCUUCCCAAAUGCUGCAGUGGCCCAUCCUGGUUUCUAUGCCGUCAUUAAGUUUUAUUCUGCAAGGGCUGCCCACAGAGCCCAAAAGGCAUGCGACCGGAAGCAGCUUUUUCAGAACUCUCCAGUCAAGGUUCGUCUUGGCACCAGACAUAAGGCAGUUCAACAUCAAGCCCUUGCCCUGAACAGUUCCCAGUGCCAAGAACUGGCAAAUUACUACUUUGGUUUCAAUGGGUGGUCCAAAAGGAUCAUCAAGCUUCAGGAGCUUUCUGACCUUGAAGAAAGGGAAAAUGAAGAUAGCAUGGUGCCACUUGCGAAGCAAAGCCUGAAGUUCUUCUGUGCUUUAGAGGUGGUGUUGCCAUCCUAUGAUUGCAGGAGUCCUGGCAUUGGCUUGGUGGAGGAGCCUAUGGAUAAGGUGGAGGAAGGACCGUUAUCAUUCCUUAUGAAAAGGAAGACAGCCCAGAAGCUUGCUAUUCAGAAGGCUUUGUCAGACGCAUUCCAGAAACUGUUGAUUGUUGUUCUAGAAAGUGGUAAAAUAGCUGUGGAGUACAGACCCAGUGAAGACAUCGUAGAUGUCAGAUGCGAAGAAGAACUACACGGUUUAAUUCAAGUCCGUUGCUCUCCGUGGAAGCAGUAUGGCCAAGAGGAGGAAGAGUAUCUCUCGGAUUUCAGCUUGGAGGAGGAAGAGUUCAGGCUGCCAGAACUUGACUAGCAUUUCUGAAUAUCCCCAGGCGAGGUCGCCUUGGGAAGCUUUGCCGUGACCCUACCCCACCCUGCCCCACCACUAUAGGCUGCUGGAGUGAGUCCUGGAACCACCUGGGUCAGCCGCCCAAAUCUUUCCUGGUGAAGGGGAGGGAAGGAGUGUUCUGGUGGAGCGGGAAGGGAGGCUUGGGUAGGAUUGUGGGAUAAGAUCGCUCUGGUGAUAAGCGGAUCUGGAACGGAACUUUAAUAAAGAUUUCCUAGAUAAA